This is a messenger RNA of Trichomonas vaginalis G3, 369 nucleotides long. RefSeq lists its product as uncharacterized. NCBI's taxonomy places the organism in Eukaryota, Parabasalia, Trichomonadida, Trichomonadidae. The record is from RefSeq and is a predicted model, not a curated record. The coding region runs from base 1 to 369 and encodes 122 amino acids. The transcript has a single exon.
AUGAAUAAAGAUAAUCUUGUUGAACAAAUCUUCUAUACAUCAAAAAAUAUGUGUGGCACAUGGCCAGUUGCAACAUUGACAGAAAUAGCGUUAUUGUGUAAGCAAAUGAGCUUGAAACAAAGAGAUUUAUUCGUUCAACAAUUAUUUACCGGUACACAAUGGCAAGAACUUGAGAAUCAGUCAAAGCUCAAAAUAGCUCAGUUAUUAGUUUCUCUGAAAUCAUUCUUCUACCCAGAUAUUUAUAGCUCGAUACAAACACAACAAGAUUUGAUCCGCGAGGCAGCUAAUACCAUCGAAAAUGGCAAAUUAUCUGACUCUACAAAGAAAGUAAUCCUUUCACUUAUUACAUCUCCCUCACAAAAUAAGUGA